Molecule: messenger RNA, 1524 nt
Organism: Chelonia mydas (Green sea turtle)
Lineage: Eukaryota; Metazoa; Chordata; Testudines; Cheloniidae
Gene: CCR10
Product: C-C motif chemokine receptor 10
Exons: 3
Coding region: 239-1348 (369 amino acids)
Biological process (GO): chemotaxis; immune response; G protein-coupled receptor signaling pathway
Cellular component (GO): membrane
Molecular function (GO): C-C chemokine receptor activity
Source: RefSeq, a predicted model, not a curated record
CUGGAGCAGGGGCCUAUUGUGCUGGGUGCUGCAUAAGCCCAAAACAUCUCGCUGGUCCCGGCCCCCGAGAGCUCCCAGGCUGUGCAGCCCCGGCUCCAUCACGCCGUUGUGGGGGCUUCUCGGGGGACUCCAGACAAGUUCAUCCCAGUAGGCACGUGGUCAAACCACAGGCCGCGUCGCAUUCGGGGGUGGCCGCGGCAGAGCCUCGAAGAAGCAGGACGCUUGCUGCAGCUUCACAAUGACAGAGAUGCCUCCCCCAAACCAGACCUUCAGCCCCUGGGCGGCCGAGCCCCCGGUCACCACCGACUUCUACUACGGGGACGAGGAUGGGCUGUUCCCGGACGGGGGCAGCCCCCUGCCCGAGCUGUGCGAGAAGGGGCCCGUGCAGGACUUUGCCCGCACCUACCAGCCGGCCGCCUACCUGCUGCUGUCGCUGCUGGGCGUGGCGGGGAACGGGCUGGUGCUGCUCACCCACGCCCGCUACCGCCAGGCCCGCUCCGUGACCGACGUCUGCCUGCUGCACCUGGCCGUGGCCGACCUGCUGCUGCUGCUGACCUCGCUGCCCUUUGCCGUGGCGGGCGCGCUGCAGGGCUGGCUGCUGGGCACCAGCGCCUGCCAGACCCUGCAGGGCUUCUACGCCCUCAACUUCUACAGCGGCUUCCUCUUCCUGACCUGCAUCAGCGUGGACCGCUACAUGACCAUCGUCCGGGCGCAAGUUGCCUGCCGCCUGCGCCCCCGGGCCCGCUGCCACGGCUGGCUCGCCGCCGGGCUGGCCUGGCUGCUCUCCACCCUGCUGGCCCUGCCCCAGUUCGUGUACGGCCAGGCCAAGCGGCACCAGGGCCGCGAGCUCUGCAGGGUGCUCUUCCCUGCCAGCAUUUCCAAGGCAGCCCGGGGAGCCACCAACCUGGCCCAGGUCAUCCUGGGCUUCGUGCUGCCCUUCCUGGUCAUGGCCUCCUGCUACACGGCCGUGGCCCGCACCCUGCUGGCUGCCCGCAGCUUCCAGCGGCACAAGGCCCUACGCGUCAUCCUGGCCCUGGUGCUUGUCUUUGUGGCCCUCCAGCUGCCCUACAGCCUGGUGGUGCUGCUGGACACGGCCGACAUGCUGGGCAGCCGGGAGAUGAGCUGUGCCCAGAGCCGCCGCAAGGACCUGGCUCUGGUGGUGACCAACGGCCUGGCCUUCGCCCGCUGCUGCCUCAACCCCGUGCUCUACGCCUUCGUGGGCGUGCGCUUCCGGAAGGAGCUAUGGCUCCUGGCCAGCGAUGCUGGCUGUGUGGGCCGGGCACGGGAUGGGCAGCGCCCCAGCUCCAGGCGCCGGGCAUCACUCUCCACCUGCCUGGAGAUGGUGUAGGGGGCGGUGCUGAGCGGGCUGGCCCAGGGCUCAGCCCUCUGCCCUGCCAGCCGGGAGGCCAGGGCUCCCCUCCCCGGCUGGCAGGGGGCAACUGGGGCAGGCUCAUGGGAGGAGGCAGGGUCAUGUUGUUACAGCACCCUCCUCUGGCCACUCCAGGGGCACUGUUCACUGGCUGG